Molecule: messenger RNA, 2615 nt
Organism: Capsicum annuum
Lineage: Eukaryota; Viridiplantae; Streptophyta; Magnoliopsida; Solanales; Solanaceae
Exons: 2
Coding region: 384-1049 (221 amino acids)
Source: RefSeq, a predicted model, not a curated record
AACUAACCCCAAUCUAAAAAUAUAAAAGAGAAAAUUAAAUGUCCAAAUCAGGCAAAGUGCUAAAAUGAAAAAGGAAAGUGGAAAAAAUUUUCCUACGUUAUCCAAUGAGUUCAACCAGCUUCCAACAACUUUCGACGGCUCAAGCGAUUUUCGAUGAACUAAAGCCUCAGGCAAUUUCCGGUGGCUCAGGUUUGUUUCUUUCUUUUAGGUGCCAUGGCUGUCAAUAAUUUUAAUGACACGUUUGAUCGCAUCAAUGACCAUUGUGAUAGCUUCAUUUCCAACCAUUGAAGAGAUAUGCCAAAUGCUUAGUGCACUAAAUCCCAAUUUUGGGAAAAGAGAUGAAGAGGUGAAACAAAGGAGGAGACUUGAAAAACACCCUUGUGAUGAGAACUUCUCAAAAGAGAAAGUGGGCUACCAUGAUCCAAACCAACGCAAGUGCUCAAGAACUUAAAGGUAAAAUAGCUAACUCUUACAUUUUUGUGCAUGUGAACGAUGAUUGUAUGGCUAGUAGCCCAUUGAGCGUGAGUGGUAGCUUAUCUAUUUGUGAGUCUAUUGUUUCUUUUCCUCUUGAUGAUGAUGUACAUGUUGUAAGUGUGGAUACACUAGUUGAUCCUAUUGAUGACCGAAUUGACUCUUCUUGUAAGAUCAAUUUAUGUCCACCUAGUGUUGAAGCCAAUGUGAUGAAUGAAAGUACAUCGUCGAUUGAUUCUUUACCUAUUGUUGAUGAUGUACAUGUUGUGAGAGUAGAUACACUAGUAGAUCGUAUUGAUGACCGAAUUGAAUCUUCUUGUAAGAUUGAUUUGUGUCCAUCUAGUGUUGAGGCCAUUGUGUUGAAUGAACGUACAUCGUCUUGUGAAACUUGUAUUGAUCAACUCGUGUGUGAAAAUUGCCCACCACUUGAGGUUAUGUGUGUUGUAAUUAAUAGAACUCAAGUGAAUGAAGAAUUUGAUAAUGUUGGUCAACAAAAUGGGAGUGAACCCGAGAGCUAUUAUCGGAACAAUCUUGUGCUUGAAACUGCUUUGAAACUUAAUAGAUCUUUUAGAGGGUGAAGAACUCACGUGUUCUGAAUCUGCCCGUGGAUUAGAUCAUCUCUCUUUAGGAAUAAUAUCCUAUUUGAAGAUGAUAUAAACACUCCUAAUGAGCCUAGUGGUGAAAAUGAUGGUAUAGAUUACUUUGGAUACUAUAGCCUACAUGCUAACCACUAUGGUGUGACAACAUUCCUCCUAAAGAUGAAAAUCUCUUCUUGAAAGAUGAGAGUACUCUUAAGGGUAAGGAAUAUGUAGUCUUGGAAAGGAAUAACCAAUUAGGUGAUGAAUGUGUUGAUUUGCUUGAAUAUUUAAGAAACCCAAUAGGCGGUUUUUCCUUGAAAAAUGAUUGCGAAUAUGAUCCUUGUUAUGAAACCCCACCUUUGUUUGAUAAUUAUAAGGAUGAAUUGCUUGCUUCUUGUAAAGACUAAAGAAAUAAUCUCUUUGAUUUUUAUGGUGGUAUGUGUAUACUUGAGGGAUCUUCCAUAAGAGGAGAAAGUGUCUAUUGCUUGUAAAUUACUUCUUAUUCUACUAUGUGUGACCUUAUUAUUGAGAGUACUAAUGGAGAUGAUGUUGAAACUAGUGGUGAGUACAUACAUGAAGACACCUUAGUAGAAGUUGACUUGAGUGAUACCUUUCUUUACUCUCUACUUGCUUUUGAUGAUAUGUAUGUUAUUGUAGAGAGUAUGUCAUGUAGUUUGGGUGAAACCUAUGGGAAAUGGGAUUGUUUUCUAGACCCGUGUCUAUGGUCAUUCUUCUUGUUUAACCCCGGUGCCAAAUAUAGAAUUGAUGAUAUUGGUGCACCCAACUUGUUGCUUGGUCUACAUGACAAACGAAGCAUCACUUUUGGUGAAUCCCAUAACCAAAUACUUUGUGCAUCUUUCAUUGGACUCUUAAUAUUUGAUUCAAAAGAUCCUUGGUUAUAUUGGAAAUAUGUGCAACCUGGGCAUGUUGAGAUGAUUUGUUGUGCUAAUCCUAACCUUCAUGCCAUGAGGAUUUUGUAUUUGUUUGUCCUCUCUUUGGUUUUGCAAGGUUUGGAUUCGAGGUCAAAUCCUUUUCAAGAAGGGGAGGAUGAUAUAAGUCAAAUGGUCGUCUUAGCUUUGGAUGACUUCUUUGGAGGCCAACACCUAAAGGCCCAAGACUUGGUCACCCCGAAGGCACAGGAAUAUGCAAUGAAGGCCCGUUUUAAGUAAGACAUAAAGCAAUCUCGUGUGUGGAAGGUUGCUUGGAUGCUUGCCUUGAUACUAACCCGAGGACCAUAAGCCUUGAAGAAUGAACCAUCCUCGGUUUUAAGAGUAUGAAAGAGGCGCCAUUCUUCAAGUCCAAACACAUAAGGCGCCAUUUAUGAAGAUGGAAGCUCGUGAUAGUAUGUUGCAUUUAUCUAAGGGAGUGUACUUGCUAAUACGUGAAGAGAGACCUUGAAUAUACUCCAAGGCAGCCUUGGAUGCACUCUAAGGGCGCCUUAACUUAGGGGUAUUAUGGUCUUUUGAUACUCAUCUUUUACACUCCAAAGGAGCACCCUUCAUUAAGGGUAUUUUAAUCUUUUUUUGUAAUAAGUAUAAAUAGACAAUUAGGCUUCUAUUUUUCUUA